GAGCUAACAAGCGUUUAGUUGAAGCCUCGUGCAUAGGACACACAGCAGUGACCUGCGGAUGCCCAUAGCAGCGCUCAUUUGGAAGUCCACGGAUGUAAAGAGACCAUAAACUCCGCACGAAAUGAGGCGAUUGAUCUCCACGGAGCAAGUAGAGUAGGUGUCAACCGAAAUGCACCUGGAAGUACUCACAGAACAAACCCUGUACGGCCACCUGCUCUGGCAUCGAGAGCCGACCUAAUCCAUUUGCACUUCCUGCAGCUCGCCAAUCACCAAGCAUAUAUAUAUGUGGAGAAGAUGGGGCUCUAUUCUUCAAAGCAGCUGAGCAAUCAGGUUUCACAGAGUGAGAGCUUUAGAGCGCUCGCAAUGAAAGAAUCCAGUGAGCAUGGUGAGACAUCCAAGGCGCCCCUAAGCAGGGGGGUCAGCAAAGGACUGUCUGUGCUUGAUCUCAUACUUCGCUUCAUUGCCAUCAUCGGCACCCUUGCCAGUGCCAUUGCAAUGGGCACCACCAACGAGACGCUGCCUUUCUUCACACAGUUCAUCCGGUUCAAGGCGCAGUACAGUGAUCUUCCAACUCUCACGUUCUUCGUUGUUGCGAAUUCAAUUGUCUGCGCCUACCUCAUCCUCUCACUUCCAUUAUCAAUUGUGCACAUCAUUAGGAGCAGGGCCAAAUUCAGCAGGCUGCUCUUGAUCUUUCUUGAUGCGGCAAUGCUAGCACUGGUGACCGCGGGAGCAUCUGCAGCAGCGGCUAUUGUGUACUUAGCACACAAGGGCAAUGUCAGGGCAAACUGGCUUGCUAUUUGCCAGCAGUUUGACUCAUUCUGCGAGCGUAUCUCUGGAUCACUCAUUGGUUCGUUUGGAGCCAUGGUUGUGCUGAUACUGCUGAUAUUACUCUCCGCCAUUGCCCUUGCAAGGCGCUAGAUCGAAUUGUGCAUCAUUUGCUUCCAGCAGUGUGAAGUGUAUGAUAUAAUAGUGUGGUCAUUGUGCCUCUAUCUUUAUGUAAUCGUCUAUAUGCAUAUAAGCCUAUUACAUCUUGCUAUGAUUCUCUGCUACCUCAAGUGUUACCAUGAAUCUGUACCUAUUCCUUUAUCUCGAAAGUUGAUGCUUUGUACCUUCAUUUAUACAAGCUACAGAAAAUGAACAUGUAUGAACUAUUAUGGA
This is a messenger RNA of Panicum virgatum (switchgrass), 1158 nucleotides long. RefSeq names its product casparian strip membrane protein 1-like. The transcript has 3 exons. NCBI's taxonomy places the organism in Eukaryota, Viridiplantae, Streptophyta, Magnoliopsida, Poales, Poaceae. Bases 295 to 918 code for a protein of 207 amino acids. The record is from RefSeq and is a predicted model, not a curated record.